Messenger RNA from Durusdinium trenchii, 1863 nucleotides. Lineage: Eukaryota; Dinophyceae; Suessiales; Symbiodiniaceae. The record is from the annotation of a GenBank genome assembly.
AUGGCCGCCCAGCGCGCGGGCGCGGCCGCGGCGCAAGCCGCCACGGAGGUGGGCCUCCCUUCUGCCGCGCCCGCCGCGGCGGCUGCCGGGCACACAGCUUCUUUGGGCCACCGCCGGGCCUCCGCGGGCAGCGCCGCGGGCGGCGGCGCCAUCGGCGCGGCCGGGGGCGCGGCGGGGGCCGUGGAAGCGGCGUCCCAAGCAGCGCGCGCGGCGGCGAUGGCCGUCGGCUCCAAGCCUGAGGAGGCAGCGCGCUUGGGGGUGUUGGCGGCCGGCACGGCCAGCGGCUUGAUGGAGGACCCGCAGGCUGAGAAGGCAGCCAACGAGGCGGGCGAGGCUGCAAAGGGGGCAGCUUUGGCCGGCGGCAUGAGCUUAGACGAAGCGCAGGCUGCCGCUGCCGCUGCUGCCGGCCGCGCAGCAGCCGCCGAGGCGCUGGGGCAUUCGCCUGAGAAGGUUGGCGAGGAUGCCGGCCGUGCUGCGUUCAAGGCAGCCAUCGGCGCAGGGAUGCGCCCCGCAAAAGCUGCCUUGCAAGCUGCAGAGGCCGCGGCCAUCGGCGCCUUCGGCGCUGCCGAAAAGGACCAGGAAAGCGUCGCGCAGCGGGCAGCCUCCAAGGCAGCGGAGCUCGCCGGCUUGUCGCCGCCCGAGGCCGAGCAGGCUGGCCUUCAGUCCGCGCGCCGGGCGGCGCAAAGGGCCCUGGAAGCGCAGAAGGCGCAGGUGGCCGAGGCCGCCAAGGCAGCAGGAGGAGGUGAUCUUGCAGCCACCACCACUGCUGCCCAGACAGCAGCAGCGCAGCUGGGCUUGCCGCCGGAGCAAUCCGCAGAGCUGGCCGUUCAAGCAGCAGUCACUGGCGCUUUUGCAGCUGCGAUCUCCGCCGGAAAGACUUCGCUCGAGGCGGCCCAAGAGGCAGGCCACGCAGCCCAAGAAGCGGCCCGCCAGCUGCAGACCACCAAAGUUAGCGCAGCAGACCUGGCCGCCGUUAGCUGCGGCGAGGCUGCCGCCAGGUCUGCGAAGGUUCCGACGGAGGCGCCGGUCGAGGCCGCCCAAGCGGCGGAAGCCGCAGCGCGGGCGGCGGGGGCGGAAGAGGCCAAGGCUGUGGCUUUGGGCGCUGCAGCCGCACAGCGCGCCCAGGAGCGCGCGCUCGCGAGCGCUGAGCAAGCGGCGCGGGGCGCUGCUGCGCAGGCGACGAAGGCGGCGGUCCAUGCUGGGAAUCUUCAGCAAGCAUCAGAGGUCGCCGCCCAAGCGGCGCAAGAGGCGGCGGUGGCUGAAGGAAUGGACCCACAACAGGCCGCCCAGCUCUCCGCUUUGGCGGCGGGGCAGGCCGCAGCCGAAGUGGCGCAGAUCACUCGAGAUCCCGUGCGAGACGCUGCGGUGGAGGCCAGCCGUGCGGCAACGAAGACCGCUGAAGUAGCCCAGCUGCCCAAAGAGCAAGUGGGUGAAGCAGCCAAAGAGGCAGCCAGCAAUGCGGCUGUGGAAGCCGCCAUUGCUGCAGGUGUCUCGGCUGAGAAGGCCGCGGAAGAAGCGGGCAAGGCGGUGGCUGAGGCAGCUCGCCAAGUGGGCCUUUCCGAGCAGGACGCUGGCCGCCUAGCUGCAGCUGCUGCUGGGCAGGCUGCGCAGAGCAUGGCCGGCAACAGCGCGGUGGCCGCUGCAGCCGCGGCGGCCGCUGGGGCGGCGGCCGGACUGAAGCAGGAGCAUGCAGCUGAAGCUGCAGUCCAGGCAGCGGCACGCGCGGCUGCAGCAACAGGUGACACUCGGGAUCCGCUCGAGGCGGCCUUGUUGGCCGGCAAGGCAGCGCAACGCGCGGCGCUGGCGCAGGUGCGGCAGUUUGUGGGAGUUGUAUUUGGAGACGGAGACGGAGACGGAUGGUGA